AAAAUAUAUAUAUAUAUAUAUAUAACUAACUUAUCAAAAUCACAGCAUUCUUUGAGGUAUUCGUACUAACUUCUGUAUUCUAAGGAAGAAACACUUUAUUAAUUCUAAAAACAGGAAGGUUAUUCAACAAUGCCUUUUCGUCGUCAUGCAUAUGACUUUAUGUUAGACGAUGGAUUAGAUACACGCAUACCUGUGUACAGUGAUGAAGUCUUUAAACAGGGGAUUCAUUUUUGCGCUAAGUUUGUCGGUGGUAUGGAUAUACCAAGGCCACAGAACCGUCUUGAAAUUGUUUCGUCUAUGCGCAGAAUUAGAUAUGAAUUCAAAGAGAAAGGCAUCAAGAAACAAAAGGUACUUAUCAAAGUUUCAGCUGACGGUGUAUUUGUUUAUCUAAGGAAAAAACCUAAAUUUGGAAUUCGUUGGCCAGUCUCAAGAACAUUUAUCUCCUCUUCGCAAAUCCCUAGUACACGAGUAUUCAGUGAGAUUUUGACUACAGAUACAACAUCAGUUAAGGAAACUAAUGGUGCAGUCGGAGAUUAUGAUGCCGUUUCAGCAGCUGGUAGCGGUCUGCUUGGUUUAGGGCUAAGAGAUACAUCUAUGCUUGAUUGUAUGCAUCAAUCGAAUCUUUUAUUAUAUCAUCCAAUAUAUAGAAUCUUCUACGUAUCACACGAUUCACAGGAUUUGAAAAUAUUCAGUUACAUAGCAAGGGACAGUAGGACCAGUGUAUUUAGAUGCAACGUUUUCAAAGCCUAUAAAAAAUUGCAAGCUAUGCGAAUAGUUCGAACAGUUGGGCAGGCAUUUGAUGUAUGCCAUAGAAUUGCCUUACAAAAACAGGAACAACAGACAGACGCGAACGAAGACAACAACACUGCGAGUAAUAAUAACGACGAAAAAGAGGAACUUGUUGAAAAACCAGUUAAGUCUGAUAAGAAAUCAAGCAAUACUGCUAAUUUGAGCAACAAGUCAGAUGAAUCAGCUAAACAAAAGAAACACAAUGGUGAUAUCAGUAAGCAUAGAAAUAGUUCAAAACACGCAUCUAAAAGUGGUACAAAACGGAAACGACCAAAAUCUGUUAACUCAAAAGGCGGCAGCGGUUCUUUAUCUCAGACACGUAAAUCAGAUAGCCAUAAAGAAAAGAAAAGUGCUCAUGACACUGACACAAACGAUGAUGAUGAACAUAAUGAAGACAUAGGCAAACACCAUAAAGAUGACGAAGCAAAAUCAUCGAAGCAUCGUAAAUCCAAGGAUCUUUUAAGUGAUUCCGAUAAAAAUGAUGAAAUGCUGAUUGAUGUUAAACUUGCUGAUUUGAUAACACCAUCAACUGAAACUGUCGAACUGAUAAAUAUUGACAAUGACAUGAGUAAAUCAAUAGUAAGCUGUGCACACAGUAAAGCCAGUUUACAAAGAAAAACUACAAAUAAGUCUAAAACAACUUCACAUCAUAAAUAUGAUGGCCUAAAGAAGUCACCUAGAAAAAAGCACGAUUCUCGAUGUACAAGUAUUUCAGACUCAGAAUCUUCAGCAUGUAGUCAAAGUCAUUCACGAGGUCAGUCAGAUUCAUCUAAGUCUUCGGAAGAGUCAGCUUCAUCAGAUUCUUCUGUCGGUAGUCAUGCCAUGUCGUACCAUUCAGCAUCACAGGCGAGUUCACUUAGUUCCGUGUGCUCAGGCGAAAAGAUAAGAGUGCGCAACAGACAUGAACAUCGUAAACACAGAAAAAGACAUUCUAGUUCACACAAAAAUACAAAGCUUAAGACUAGCAUUACCACUCGUGAUCUAGUUUGGAUGCUACAAACCGGUGAAGAUAAAAGUGAAAAGACUGAUAUUUUUACACAAGAACUGUUAUCUUUAUUUUCUGGGAAUACUACUUCCACUGCAUUUAUGCUAGAACAAGGAAGAAGAAUGCAUCAAAGCAGAUCUUUAGAUACAAAUGUUGCCAGGGACUUACUGAAUGGAAGUUCCUUACAAAGUCCAAACGAUUUAUCCACUACACUAUUAGCUGAUAGUGCCUUACCAGAAACUUCCACCACUGAUCAAAAUGCGAUUUGUACAGUAUUUCCUGAAACAUCUUUGCCAACUUCAUCAGUUGACACGAACCUACAUCAACAAUGCAUUAAACAGUUAGUACGUCAAAAUUGGGAUUUACGUACAUGGUUAAAUCAAAUGUCUGAUCGGUUAGCACGUCUAGAAUUAUUAACAUCUGGUAGAAUUGGACAAAAUGAUCAAACAAUGCAUUCGACAAAUACAAAUGGUAUAAAUACAAAUGGUGUAAAUGCCUCAGUUGAUCAAAUAAAAAUGUUUUCUAUGGGACAAAGUAAAUACGCCGCAGGACGACGUGUACUGCCAAAUUCAGCAUCUUUUAGUGUACAAAGCGGUAAUAAAUCAAUAACUGAUCACAAUACUCUCUCUUCUUCAUCGUUUUCUAAAUGGGACAGUUCUACAAAUUCUAAUAAUGACGCUAACUACAAACCUUUGAGCAGUUCUAAUCCAUUCAGAAUGCCUCGAUCCAUAUCAGCUUUAACUGGUAACAUCAAUGAAAUGAACACAACCAAACCUCAGUUUGUAUCACCGCAUACAGCUUAUAUGUCAAACAAGCCAAAUUAUUCAAUACCGACUGUGAGUAGUGAACUACCUAAAACUCCCAAUUUGAAUAAUUUUGACACAGUUUCUAAGGAGAAUACAAGUUUAGAAGAUGAUGAAUUCUUACAGUUGGCUAACAGAAAGGAGGUGUCUAAAAGUCAAAACAAAUCUAGAACACUGAAACAUUCUUGGUCGGUAAAAGGAAGCAAUGAUUUUGGUGCACUUGAUCAUCCAUUCAACACAACAGGUUUACCUCGUUCAAUCAGCGCAGUAAACAGUCCUCUGGAAACUAUGGCUUCAGAUACAACUAUUCCAGAUAACCAAGUAGUCAACCAAUCUACAGGUUCAUCAGUGCAUCAGACUACACAAAAUGAAUAUAUCCAUCUUACGAAUACUUCUGCAAGUCCUGCACAAUCAGACAGGUUGAAUUACAAAGAAACUAAUAGCCUUACAAGAGAAAAUAAUUCAGAUGCAAAUGACAAAAGUGUUAUAUCUAUACAAAAAUUAUUACCACAGCCUCCUAAACGUCUAAUUUCUACCACAAAUCAGUUUGAUUCAAAAAUCAACCAUCAUGAACAAAGAACUUUCCAGUCAAACUCGGAUGGUAAUAUUCUUACAGAUAUAAACGCAUCUAAUCAAUCUUUACAAGUUCAACCUACAAAGCUAUCCAAUGAUUCUAAUGAAACAGAAAAUUCCAACAAUUAUUUCCCAACAACUUCGAGGUGAGACAAAUUCAGGUAUUCGGUAUAGUUCAUCGACAAUUUCCUUUCAAAUGAAUACCGAUAAUGAAAUAAUCAAAAAAUUUCCAGUCAACAAUCAAUGUACAUAUACACAUGUCAAUGAAUCUGACAUGCAUACACUUCCAAAUUUAACAAAAUCGUAUAAUUCUGAAGACAAGUACACUUCAUCAACUGAUGAUGAGUGUACAUCAUCAACGAAACUAAACAAAACAUUAUUAAAAAAGUCGAAUUCUAUGCGUUACAAUAAUAUGUAUUCAUUACCGAUUAAAAGUACAACAUUAUCAUCAAGUAAAGAUAAAUUACUUAUGUAUGUUAAACGUAGUCUUAAAUUAACUAAUAUGCACACAAAAUGAACACUGUUCAAAAUUGAAAUGUCAACUGAUGACUUAAAAAAGAAAAAAAAACAACUCAGUGGUAUGUAUGCAAGCUGAAUGUUAAAAUUCUUGUCAACUCUGACAAAUUCACUUCCAACUACUUUUUUUUCUUUCUUUUAAGAUUAUUCAAAGACACUAAUGGAGUUGUUUAAAAUAAUUCAUAAAUUUCAAAAAGAAAAUAAGCAAGAAUUGUUGAAUACUGGGCAAUUAAUUAUUGACUAGGAAUCGUUGAAAUAAAUGCAAAUUGAUUUCUCUCAUAACUUCUUUACUCCAUUAGCAGCUAAAAUAAAGUUACUACUUUGUUUCAUUUCCCUAUAUAUUGCAUUUUUUUAAAAAAAAAAAACAACCAAUUUUGCACUUUUCAAUCCCUACUAUUUUAUCAAUCUUCAAUAAGUUGGAAUGUGUAUGUGUUUGUUUCUCUGUUUGGUUGGUUGUUUAUUUUCAACUUUCUCAUGUAAAUAUCUUACUCAUAACUUGUUCAGAUGAAAAGAAUUUUGCGAAAACAACUGAAGUUCUUCUUUUACUUUCGUCACCUUUCAAUAGAGUUGGUGGAGUGAGAACAUUUUUGAGAAAU
Molecule: messenger RNA, 4262 nt
Organism: Trichobilharzia regenti
Lineage: Eukaryota; Metazoa; Platyhelminthes; Trematoda; Strigeidida; Schistosomatidae
Source: the annotation of a GenBank genome assembly